Molecule: messenger RNA, 741 nt
Organism: Sphenostylis stenocarpa
Lineage: Eukaryota; Viridiplantae; Streptophyta; Magnoliopsida; Fabales; Fabaceae
Source: the annotation of a GenBank genome assembly
AUGACCGAGAGACCAACACCGACGAGGAAGAGAAAAAUGGGAGACACAGAGGAGACAGCUCCUAAGAAACCUGCGGUAAAAUGGCCUCUCAUCAAACCCAAAAAGAAUCUUCAGAUUACCCGACUUCGAGAUUUCGAUCUCUUCACGGUCCAGAAUUUUUUCUCCUCUGCUGAAUCAAAGGCAUUCGUUAAAAAUGCUGAAGCAAUUGGUUUUGUUCAUCAAGGGAGUCUAGGUCCUACUUAUGGUGAAGCUUACAGAGAUAAUGAUCGAAUCUCAGUGGAUGAUCCUGUACUUGCAGAUACUAUUUGGGAAUCUGGACUUAGCAAACUAUUCUCUGAUAUAAGAAUUCGAGGAAAGGUUGCUGUAGGUCUGAAUCCAAAUAUUAGAUUCUAUAGGUACAAGAUUGGUCAACGGUUUGGACGGCAUAUUGAUGAAAGUGUUAAUCUUGGAGAUGGAAAACGCACUUACUAUACACUUCUGGUGUAUUUGAGCGGUGGACUUGGUGAACUUAAGUCAAAGCCCAAAAAUGAUUCCAGCAAUUCCUCAGUUUCAUCUGUUGAUCCUUUAGUUGGUGGAGAAACAGUAUUUUAUGGUCCAAGAAAUAAGAUUGUGGCUGAGGUGGCUCCAACGGAAGGGACAGCACUUCUGCACCUUCACGGAGAUAAAUGUUUGCUGCAUGAAGCAAGAAAUGUUACCAAUGGUGUCAAGUAUGUGUUUCGUUCAGACGUAGUAUUUGCUUGA